CAAACAGGUUUAACUUACGAUGGGCUAGUUGAGCGAGAAAUGUUUUUCGUGGAAACGCCUCAAGGAAUAAAUUGUUGUAUUUGUUAAAAGCUGCUGGAGCUAUUUGGCAUACGGUAUACGCAAAGCAACUAAGAAGGGUCAUUUAUUAUUGCUGAUAAUUAAUAUAUUAAAAGUUUUAGGGUUAGAGCCCUCGUGACUAUAAUGAAUAAAAUGUUUUUAACCGUCGCAUUGCUUCUAAUCUUGAAUCAAUCUAUAAACGCGAAUGUGGUUUGCCCGAAUACUGAAGUUCUCACAGUUGGAUGUGCCAAGGUACCUGGGGAGUUGUGCGGUGUGGUUGCUGUUUGUAGAAGCGAUUUGGUUUGUACCGACCAUACAUGCCGAUAUCGUGAAGGGUUUAAUGCAACAGCAGGCAUCGAUAUCCGAUAUCUAGAAACACCAGGUUUUACAAGCUCUUACGAAAAUAAUCGGGAUUACUAUUGGAGCAUUAGCGCCCCCUAUGGUCGGGAG
Ciona intestinalis (vase tunicate) is the source of this 507-nucleotide messenger RNA. The record is from RefSeq and is a predicted model, not a curated record. NCBI's taxonomy places the organism in Eukaryota, Metazoa, Chordata, Ascidiacea, Phlebobranchia, Cionidae.